Molecule: messenger RNA, 1955 nt
Organism: Juglans microcarpa x Juglans regia
Lineage: Eukaryota; Viridiplantae; Streptophyta; Magnoliopsida; Fagales; Juglandaceae
Product: zinc finger protein CONSTANS-LIKE 15-like
Exons: 6
Coding region: 151-1836 (561 amino acids)
Molecular function (GO): zinc ion binding; protein binding
Source: RefSeq, a predicted model, not a curated record
AUUUCUAGCUCAAAAAUUUUCUAGCUUAGCUUCAGGCUUCAAGAAUCAAGCUUUUCAGCUUUCAGAGGAGAGGAGAGUGUAGGGGGGCUUCGAACUUUUGAAAGGGUCUCCGAAAUUAGGGUUCUGCUGAGGAACAAAUCGGAACUGAAAAUGGGGAGUCAUGGAGAGAGCGUGGCGUGCGAUUUCUGCAGUGAGCAGCUUGCGGUUCUUUACUGUAGGGCCGACUCCGCCAAGCUCUGCUUGUUCUGCGACCAGCACGUGCACUCGGCGAACCUGCUGUCCCGGAAGCACCUGCGCUCCCAGAUCUGCGAUAACUGCUGCUCGGAGCCGGUCUCUGUCCGGUGCGACACCGACAAUCUGGUGCUGUGCCAGGAGUGCGAUUGGGAUGCCCACGGUAGCUGUUCGGUGUCGGCCUCUCACGAUCGAAACCCGGUCGAAGGGUUCUCGGGGUGCCCCUCCGCCCUCGAGCUCGCUUCCCUCUGGGGCAUCGAACUCGACGAGAAGAAGAUGAAUCCGUCGGCGACGUCGAUUAAGAACCGGACGAUUAGUGCUUUGGACGACUCGUCGUCGUGGGUGUUCGAUAAAUCAACCGCUGGAGUGGUGUGUUUUCAGGACUUAAUUGUACCCAGCGAGAACGCCAUUGUCGGCGUGAAUGGCUGUGGGAUCUUGACGAUGUCGAAGAAACAGGGUGGUCCGAGCUGUGGGAAGCGGAGGCAGGUGAUGUAUAAGCAGCUGGUGGAGAUUUUCAAGAGGGAUUUGGCGGCGGAAUCGCCGAGGGGGAGUGGCGGUUGGCAGGGAAUGAAUGUGGAGGGACUAGCAGAUUUGGGAAAUGGCAGGGAUGGGGUUGAUGGGUUUGUGGGUGAGAGUCGUGUUGCUCUACAGCAGCAGCAGCAGCAGCAACAAAAACAACAUCAACUACCACAAGCGCCCCUUACGGCUUUGCUUACGAUGGAUUUGAAGGAGAACAACCGUACUGUUGAUGGGGAUAUGUUGUGGGACACUCAUCCCAGUGGUCAUAGCAUGCAGAUAUGGGAUUUUAAACUUGGACGAUUGAGGGAACAUGAAGAAACGGGUACAAUGGAAGUUGCAUAUGAUGCAAAUGAUGCAGGAUUUAUGAUAAAAAAAUUUGGGGAACUAAUGGAGGGAACAUCUAUGAAUAAUACAAAAUUGUUGGGAGAUAUGUACCGGAUGAAUUGCCGUGUUGGACGUGAUGAUUUGGCGUUUAACACCUUAGGUUUGGGACCCAGAACUGAAUUACAGAUGAGUUUUGUUGGGAACUUGUAUGUGAGUGAUGCCAAAUCAUUUUUUGUUUUGCCCCUUCAACUUUGGGGGAGAUUGUUGUCCAGUCCCACUUUUCAAUCAUUUCCAUGUUUUGAUGUGAAGAAAUUUUGUUAUUCUUUUACUUCUUCCACUGCAAUGCUACAUGCCAUCCUAGUAGAGUUGAGAGGAUUGACAAAAUCUUACUUGGAUAUACAGAAUAACCCAUCAGCCAGCCAGGGGCCAGCAACAUCUGAGAGCAACAAUAGACAUAUGGGAAGACUGUCGUCAGGUCCAGCAUUUGGUAAAGCAGGAGGUUCUGGAGGCUCUAAAGAUGUCCCACAUCUGGAACAAUCGUUUUUUAUGAGAAGUGACAGCGUGGGAACAGCAGCAACAACCAAGGCCGACAUGGAGCAACUGGCACAGAAUAGAGGCAAUGCCAUGCAACGUUACAAGGAGAAGAAGAAAACUCGAAGAUAUGAUAAGCACAUAAGGUACGAGUCAAGGAAAGCAAGAGCUGAUACUAGGAAGCGAGUCAAGGGUCGAUUUGUGAAGGCUAGUGAAACAACCGAUGGUUAAAUUCAUGCUAAGAUGAGCUUCUCCUUUCGUACUGUCUGUAAAUAUCUCACAUUCUUCCCGUAGUAAAUGUAUAAUUCUGCAGUCUGUCUGGUUAUCUGCAUUAACAAUUAUUUGAUUUC